AUGUUCUUCCUCUCUCGCUCCCUUGUGCUCUCGAUCGAUUCUCACAAUCUCAAUUCAAUUACUCGUCACUGUGGACCAGAGUCAAUUCGCUUCUCCGGCUCCUCCCGCCGCUCCUUUGUCUCAGGUAUUUCUCUUCUGAAUCGCUCACGACGGAUUCUAGCCGUCGCCACCGAUCCCAAGCCUACGCAGACUGGUCCACCCAAUUCCACCACCAGAGUUCAGAGACUGAAGAAGAAGUUCCAUUUCCAUUUCCAAGAUUAUGUCGACUUGAUUUUCUGGAAGGUUCAGUUUUUGGAUCGACAUCAUCUGCUAAUCAAAUUUGGCAGUGUAGAUGGUGGGGUUGAAGGGAGGUAG
This is a messenger RNA of Microthlaspi erraticum, 354 nucleotides long. The record is from the annotation of a GenBank genome assembly. Lineage: Eukaryota; Viridiplantae; Streptophyta; Magnoliopsida; Brassicales; Brassicaceae.